GGUGGGGCUUGGGGAGAGGCCUGGUCUUUUCAGCCGGAGUUAGAUUAGGCUGGAUCAUGACGCCUCAGGGCAACCGCUGACUCCAGAGCCGACCUGGAGGCCGUGUCUCAGGGGCAGCAUGAGUGGCAUCGAGCGUCUGGGGAGUUGGUGGAGGCAUUCCAUCCAGGACUCGCUGGUGAAGUCCCAGGCGGGGAAGACUGAGGUGUAAGGGAGCCACUGGCCCACCCCGGGGGCCGCCCUGGGCCAGCACCACUGAUGGCAGGAAGGACGUCCCAGGAGAGCUUCGAGGACGAGCCCAGAGACUCGUCCUCUCAGAACUUCCUGGAGGAGGAGGACUCAGGGCCCCCGCCUCAGCAACUGCAGGCCACCAGCUCAACGGGCAGCGAGUCCAUCAGCAACUCUGGCCCCUCCCAUGGGCCCCUGGUGAACUUGGAGUACCUGCCCUUCUUCCGCACCUAUGAGCAGCUCCUGACUGAGGAGUUGGCCCUGCAGCCAGAGGUUGGGAGUGACCAAGGAGGAGCUGAGAGUCCCAGGGAGGUGCCAUCCUGGGAGGACUCCGAACCACCUGGUGGGCUCUUCCCUUACUACCGCUCCAAGGAGGAGAAUUUUCCCAGACUUUCUUAUAGGGCCUCCCAAGACCCGCCCACCAGAAGGGAGGCGCAGGCUGGCUGCUUCCACAGGACAGUCAUCAGCGGGAGCUCUGCUGCCUCGGCAGGCCUGGACCUGGUCUCUGGCUCCUCACCCAUCUGCUGCACCAUCCUGCUGGUCUCCGCAGGGCACUCCCAUGACAACAGCCUGGACAACACUUUGUCAAGUGGCCACACCCUACGUGACUCAGGAUUCGUGCCUUACUACAGAACCCCCGAGGAGAAGCUGCACACCAGCCCGGGGCCUGCUGCCUCUCUGCGGGCGGCCAAGAGAUCACAGGGGAGGAGCCCAGGCCUGGAGCAGCCACACCGUAAGGACCCGAAGCCGGCAGCAGCCAGAGUCGGGCCCCCAGCCCCUGCUGAUCAAUGAGGGCCAAGGUGGCCUGGGAGAAGGCUCCCAGAGCCCAGUUGCCCUGGGACCAGAGCCUUCCGGCCUUUACUCCCCUGCCUCAGUGCCCACAACCUGUCCCCUCUCAGCCCACGGAGUUGGGCAGGCAAGGACACCCUGGGCCGCCUGCGGUGUGGCUCCAUGCUGAUGUUCGGCUCAGCAGGCCUGGGGUUUGCCUUUCUCCUCAAGGAACAGAAGGAAGCAGCUCAGCUGUGCCUAUGAUCAGCCACACCCCCCAGGAAGGGACCCCAACACCAGGGGCUGCUCCCACCUGGCUCUCCUAGCUGGAAAACCUGCCCAGUGAGACAUAGGGAGCAGCAGCCCCCAAAGAGGCUCCACAAGGGGAUUCUGCUGGGCCCGGCACUCACACCUUUCCAUCGGUCUUGCUGUAGCCUACCCAACCCAGGCAGAGGGAGCAGGGCCCACUGGACAACUAAGGGAUGCAGAGACCAGAGGCAGGUUUUGUAAAUAAAUCAUUUCACUCCAA
Messenger RNA from Eptesicus fuscus (big brown bat), 1522 nucleotides. RefSeq lists its product as uncharacterized. Bases 256 to 1017 code for a protein of 253 amino acids. NCBI's taxonomy places the organism in Eukaryota, Metazoa, Chordata, Mammalia, Chiroptera, Vespertilionidae. The transcript has 3 exons. The record is from RefSeq and is a predicted model, not a curated record.